Leucoraja erinaceus (little skate) is the source of this 9955-nucleotide messenger RNA. RefSeq names its product solute carrier family 30 member 2 (gene slc30a2). The record is from RefSeq and is a predicted model, not a curated record. Gene Ontology annotation, biological process: response to zinc ion; zinc ion transmembrane transport. The coding region runs from base 4149 to 5093 and encodes 314 amino acids. Gene Ontology annotation, molecular function: zinc ion transmembrane transporter activity. The transcript is spliced from 7 exons. Lineage: Eukaryota; Metazoa; Chordata; Chondrichthyes; Rajiformes; Rajidae. Gene Ontology annotation, cellular component: plasma membrane.
AGACUUCACCGCCACCGCCAUUUCACCGCCGCCAAGAUCUCACCGCUGUUGACGCUAUCACCUGCUGCAGGUACAAUUGCAACUGUAGAAUAGGCGGAGGAUUACAUUGCUGGCGGCUUUCAAAGCUUCUAUGGUGAUGAAUUUUUUUUUGUCCUUCCAUUAUUUUUCUGCCGUUUAGUUUGAUGCAUUCCUCAACCAAUUCCUCCUCAUCGAUCUCACCCUGGAUGCAGGCCAUUUGUGCCAGACUUUUACCACGAGUGCCUCGAGUGUAUCUUAUCAGAUAAAAUGUGAGAUAGAGAAUUUGGUAGAGGGAAUACAAUUUUAUUUAAUGAUUUGCGCCUCAUCAUUGAUCAUGGCUUCAAUAACUCCAUUCCCUCUAACAGUGACUACAACCAUUCAUUUAGUACACGCAGGGCUUUCUGGUUAAUUCCCACUGUCUCCUGUUAUGCAUCUUCUUGUCCUACAAGAGAAACUGAGUGUACCAGUGUAAUGUAACGUAUAUGAGUGAUAUGGCAAUCUUGGGCAAAUAGUAGGUGGUGUGUGCAAACACUGGGAGGUAGAUCUGAGGCUUUCAAAAGUGUUUUGUUAAUGAUUGGAGCAUAUGAUCAUUAGAUAGGACUCCUGAUCUAUUGAUAUAUAAGUAAUAGAACUUUUUAAUACUGUUUGAAAUCAGUUGAGUAGUUAGCGGAAUGUGGAAUUGAAAGAUGCAUCCCCUGAUCUUGCCUUCCCUUGUGAAGUUAUUGAAAUUUGUCAAUGCAUCCAGAUACUUAAAGCUACACUCUGUGAUUGAUCUCCAUUGCUAUCUGUUGCCACAACUUUUUCAUUGUUAAAAAGUCACUAAAUUCUCAGCAUUUAUAGGAAAUCACUCCAUUGCCUCCAGCAACUCUUAGAGAAUACUCUCCCUGAUGUUGUCCACUUAUGUUAGGUUUCCCAAGAUAAAUUCAAAAGAAGCUCAACUACCAGGUAUUGCACCAGCCAUCAUACAUCUCCUUUUUAAGUGGUGUAAGCUUUAACUGGAACUUAUGACUCAAUGUUGUCCCCCUCCUGGUGCAUCCAGAUAAUAAUUAGCAUGGUUAGUGCUGACUGGAUGCCCCUUUUACGGAAAAAGGUAGAAAUGUAGAUUUAUCACAUACCACAAUAUAUAUGCCAGUUUUCAGAACCUUCAAAUCUAGCCCCCUCUCUGGCUCUUUUCAGAACUUCUGUAACAUGGCGUAUAACAUAUCUCCGGGGUAUAAAUUAAUAAUUCUAUUAUGUUAAUGAUACCACAGCGAUUAUGUUACUAAGCUGGUAUACCGAGGUCUAUUUUAGUACUCCAAAGAACAAGACAUUAAAUCCAACUCGGGAAUUAAAAAAAAAAUCUGGGAAUUAAAAAGCCAACACUUGAUUUUUAAAAAGGUCCUUAAAAAAAAGAUUCUACAACAGAAAACCUGCUUCAUAUGUGUGGUGCUCCUUCACAAUAAUGCUGAUCGACGCUAAAGUGAUCUAGAAAGCAGUUGAGUCAAACCAACUAUAAUUGAGUCUAAAUAGUGGAUUCUCCUUAGGCAUUGGUUCAAAAGGCCCACUGAUACUUGAGAGUAAUUUGCAAUUAGUAAAUGCUGACCCUACCAGCAAUAUCCACAUCCUGAAUAUUAUCUGUUAAGGCCUUGUGUUAUUCUAUGUUAUUGCCUUCCUCCAAGAAUUAAAACUUUCAAUAUAUUUAAUUUUCACUUCUUGCUACCUAGCCCAGUAAUCGCUUACUGCUUCAUCAGUACUUUCAAGAUGCUUAUACAUAAAGAUGAAUCAUACAAUUGAUCAAGGACUUUACUUGUCAUGUUUUGGUGCACCAGAUGCCUUGAUUCUAUGCAGAUAUUUUGGGGGGUGUUUUGAUGUUGAAUUACAAAGCCACUGUGGAAGUGAAAGAAAUUAAAAAUAUAAUUUUUAUCUGACAAAAGGAAGGAAGGUUUUGGAACAAAGAGAAGAGAUAAUAAAUUAGCACUUUAAGUGACUUGAGCACAACCAAGGAAAGAAACGUAUGCAGGAAUGUUUGAGAUAGCCCUGCUUUUGGUCCUGAAGACCAAUUUGAAAUUUGGAAAAAGUGAAAAUUAUUUUAACAGUUUUGAAUAGGUUUCACUCAUGGUCACAUUAUUAUUGUUGCUUGUCUUCCCUCUCCAUACUUGCAGAUUGAUGAUCGUAUCCUUCAAGACAAGUUUGUUCAAUUCUCUUCUGUUGUUAUGUGCUGCUUAUUAAAAAUUCAACACCUGGAGAAUAACCAUUCACAUCCUCACUCAUAUCACGAUGCUAAUGCGCAAACAUAACUGGAAUACAAGGAAGAAGAUAUUUUGCCAAUUUCCAGGUUUUGCACAGUAUAAAAGGUGGGUCAUGAUAUUGGGUAUUUUAAAGUGGGGAUUGGUUGGUUCUUUAUUAGUAAGGGUGCCAAAGGUAAUGGGGAGAAGGCAGGCAAAUGUGUUGGAAAGGGAAAAUUAGAUCAGCCAUGAUCGAAUGGUGGAGUAGAGUUGAUGGGCCGAAUGGCCUCAUUCUGUUCCUAUGUUUAGUUUAUUAUUGUCAUGUUUACCAAGGAACAGUAACUUUUUUUUAGUUUCAUGUUAUCUAGUCAGCAAAAGACUAUACAUGAUUACCGCAGUGUAUAAAAUAAACAGGAUAAAAGGUGUAACAUUUUGUGGAAGAUAAAGUCCGAUUAAAGAUUGUUCGAGGGUCCCCAAUAAGGUAGGUAGGAAGGAGGUCAGGACAGCUCUUUAGUUGAUCAGAGGACAGUUCAGCUGUCUGAUAAUAGCUGGGAAGAACAUGUUCCACAAUCAGGAGUAUGCCUUUUUAAACUUCUGUACCUCUUGCCUAGUAGGAGAGAGGUCAUCACUGGUCAUGGCCUUUAAAGAGUUAUACACAAUAGGCAAUAGGUGCAGGAGUAGGUCAUUUGGCCCUUCGAGACAGCACCACCAUUCAACGUGAUCAUGGCUGAUCAUCCCCAAUCUGUACCCCGUUUCUGCCUUCUCCCAUAUCCCCUGACUCUGCUAUUUUUAAGAGCCCUAUCUAGCUCUCUCUUGAAAGCAUCCAGAGAACUGGCCUCCACCACCCUCUGAGUCAGAGAAUUCCACAGACUCGCUGCUCUCUGUGAGAAAAAGUGUUUCCUCGUCUCCGUUCUAAAUGGCUUACUCCUUAUUCUUAAACUGCGGCCCCUGGUUCUGGACUCCCCCCAACAUCGGGAACAUGUUUCCUGCCUCUAGUGUGUCCAAACCCUUAACAAUCUGUCAACAGAACCACACAGAAGGUAAGAACAGGAAGAGGUCAUGGGGCGACCCAAAAUCUGGGGUGAUGAGAUGCAUCACUGGGAAACGUGAAUUGAAGAGCAACAAGAGAACUGUUAUUGCAGAGACCGUCUCAGCGAGUAGCAGGUCAGCCUGCCGUCUCGAAUGAGUUAUGACACGAUCCGAAGAAGAGCCUGUAGGAUUCAAAAUACAAAACUGAAUAUAAGUUGGACUGAACCGUGCAUUUGAAAUCGAUUUUCCAUUUAUAAAUGAAUCCUCUGAAACCUGUUGAAAGCCUCGCACGCUCUGGUAAAAAUAAUUUAUAUGAUAAACACAUAUCUUUAUGUCGCCGAAAAGACUUCGUGUGCCAUUUGUUGUCCCUUGACGCACUGGACAAGUUUGCACCUGAGCUGCAGAAAUGCCCAGAACGGAGCCGUUCUAGUAUUACAAAGACACCCGAGCUCGCAUUGUUAUUUUAAAAUGUGCAUAUAUUCCAAGAAUCGACGUGUUCAGAAGGCGGCAGAGUUCAAGCCACCGUUCCUACGGCGAAACAAACUAGGUUUCGCUAGCCCUUUGGUUUGAAAUAUGUGACAGCGGUGUCGGCACACGUCGCACAGUGAGCUGGAAGCAGAGCUUCUUUCAGUCAAAGCAGCUCCGAUUGCCCUUUGCACACGACUCUCUCCUAUUAACAAAUAGCACAGCGCGAACGAAUCCCCGAGUCAAAGCAGCUUCAGCCCAGCAGCAGAAACUUUGGGUGGUCGGAGGCGCCCCAUUCAGAUUGUCUCCGUGAAAAAAACGUUACGGUUUGAGAUGAUCUUUAAACAAGUAGCAUCUUCGACAAAGUGAUUUAAGUUAAUAGGGAGGAUAUCUGUUUAGUGCUUUCCAAGUUCGAGAGUAUCAUUUGGAAAUAUGGAUCAGUUUGUGGAUUCAGAAAGAGCUAAUCUGAUAACUGAAAGCAAGGCAAGAAUGUACACGCUGCGCCUGAAAAGCCCUUUUUCCAGUUCAAAAGAGGUCUACCCAAAUUAUCCACUUGACAAUGGAAACAAUGCCAACUCUAUUGAAUUGGAAAGAUAUGUAAGUCAGCACUGCCACAGAUCUGCAUCGGACACUGAAAAUCGAGAAAAACUACAAGCAAGAAGGAAACUCUUCAUUGCUGCCAUUAUUUGUCUUAUAUUUAUGGUUGGAGAAGUUGUAGGUGGCUACUUUGCUCACAGUUUGGCCAUCAUGACGGAUGCAGCUCACUUAUUGACGGAUUUUGGCAGUAUGCUAGUUAGCCUUUUCUCUCUUUGGAUUUCCACACGACCAGCAACAAAAUCUAUGAACUUUGGUUGGCAUCGGUCAGAGAUUCUGGGAGCUUUCCUCUCUGUACUGUCAAUCUGGGCAGUGACAGCAGUGUUGGUCUACCUUGCUAUCCAGCGACUGAUCAGCAAAGACUUUGAAAUUGAAAGCCAUGUAAUGCUUAUUACAUCUGGGUGUGCUGUAGGAGUCAAUAUCAUAAUGGCUGUCAUACUCCAUCAAUCAACCCCUUUCCACAGCCACAGCCACCACUAUGCAGCUGGCUAUGAGGAGUUAGAAAACAGCAGAGUUGAUGAACACUCUUCUCACCCAAACCAUCUGGGAAACACCAGUGUGAGAGCAGCCUUCAUACAUGUCAUUGGAGAUUUGUUCCAGAGUAUUGGAGUGUUUGUGGCAGCCACGAUCAUCUUCUUUAAGCCUGCAUAUAAAAUUGCGGAUCCUAUCUCUACAUUUUUCUUCUCCAUUUUUGUCCUGUGCACUACUAUUACUAUUUUAAGAGAUGUCUUCCGUGUGUUACUUGAAGGUAGGACAAUUCAAUGCCAUUUGCCUAAAAAUUGAUAAUUUUGAUAUUAGCCACGUCAGAUCUUCCAUGAAAAUGAGGCAUUAAAUAUACCAUCAAUCGUCAAAUUACAUUUGAAGUAUAACAAGAGGACAUGACUUCAGAAUUAAGGGACAGAAGUUUAGGGGUAAUAUGAGGGGGAACUUCUUUACGCAGAGAGUGGUGGCGGUGUGGAAUGAGCUCCCAGUGGAAGUGGUGGAGGCAGGUUCAUUGGUAUCAUUUAAAAAUAAAUUGGAUAGGCAUAUGGAUGAGAAGGGAAUGGAGGGUUAUGGUACGAGUGCAGGCAGGUGGGACUAAGGGGAAAAAAAAUUGUUCGGCACGGACUUGUAGGGCCGAGAUGGCCUGUUUCCGUGCUGUAAUUGUUAUAUGGUUAUAUAUGGUUAACAGUCAUUUGUGUUUACUUCAUUAAAUAAUAGGAGUAUAAAGUAUUAUGCUAAUAGAUUACUAGCACAUAAAUUCAUUUGCUUACAAAUUGUAGCAUUAUUUUGUGUUAGGAUCUCUGGCUUGGCCAACAUUCAUUGAUUAUACUUUAAUGCCCUGAAUUAAAUGGCUUACUUGACAGAUAAAAGAAAAACACAAUUUUGUAAGUCUGGGUCACACAAGGGCAAACGGAGUGAAGAAAGUAUUUUUCUUUAACCAAGAGAUUUGUCAACUGCAUGAUUUUUUGUGACAAUCGAGUAUUUUUAUGGUUAUCAUAAUUGACAAACAUUUUAUUCAGGUUUAUGUAAUUAUUUUAAUUUAAAUUCCCCAGUUGUCAUUUGUGUAUUUGAACUUGUGUUUCCAGAUCACUGCUCCAGGCUUUGCUUUGCUUAUAUUCUGACAAUUUAUAAGCAAUGCAAUUGUACGCAAUACACAAUGUGGGUAAACAGUGAUCUUAGAAAAACAAUGCAGAUGCAUCUUUUCCCAAAAACGACCUUAUCCUGAAUGUAGCAAUGAUGAAAAUAUCCAAUGGAUCUUUUCCUUGCAGUGAACAUUUAGAUGCGCAGUAAUGAUGAAGAGGCCUCAGCCCUUAAAGCACAACUUAUGCAGCAUCACUGCAGCAACUUGUGGUGAUCCCUACAAAAUGGAAGAAAUUGGCAGAAAAGUGAAGACUCCAGGUUAAGACGACAAGGCAGCAUCUCUGGGAAUGGGAUGUGCAAGAGGUGACUGGUCCAGCAGUUGGAUAGCAGUGGGAAAAUAGCUGUUCUUAAGUCUGGAUGUCCUCAUGAAUAUAACACGAUCAGUACAAAUUGACAACAACACUUACUACUCGAUAACCAUCAGCACAUCAAAACUGUACUCAGCUCCCUGCUCUACUAACUCUAUACCCAUGACUGUAACCGGUCACAGUUCCAACUCCAUCAUUAAAUUCACUGAUGACACCAUCGUUGUUGGGAGGAAUUACAGAUAAUGAUGGACAGAUGACAUUUCUUGUCGGGACCCUUCUUCAGACUGCUGGCAUGGAAUAAUGACACCGGAAUAAUGAAGUUUCUUUGGAGACUACAGUAUAGGGACAGAAGACUGUUGAGGUGAGAGAAGGAAGACAUCGGUGAAGACUGUGGCCAAUAAAUUAGCACUUGACUUCAAAACCUGUCCAGGGAUGCCAUCCGGGGUGGAGUUUUUCGAGAGUUUACCCUUGUGAAAUUAGUUUUGACUUCUGCCACCAAGAUGUAUGGGACUGAGUUAUUGGGGGAUGGGCAUCACACAGAGCUGGAGCUUUGCUUGCCUGUUCAAAAGAGGCAUAAAAUGCACUGAGUUCAUCAAGUAGAGAUGUGCUAUUGCCAAAGAUUGCCCCCAAUUUCGGCUUGUAGCUCGUGAUGGUAUUCAGGACCGCCACAGUCGUCUGGCAUCCAGUUGACUAAAUUGAAGCUCCACCUUGUUCUGCCACGUUUAAUGUGGCCCCACCACCAGUCACAUCUUCUUUUUGCCUUCCACAGAGACUGCUCGCUCUGCAACUCCUUGGUCACUCAUCCUUUCCCACCCUUAUCCCUCAUCCACCAGGUACUUUCCCCUGCAACUGCAGGAGACAUAACACUGUGGUAGUUACUUUACCAGACCGACAGUCAUGAUUAAAGAAGACAGCUCAUUAUCGCCUUGCAAAGGGCAAUUACGUUUGGGCAAUAAAUGCUGGCCUUAGUAGCAAUGCCCAUAUUCUGGGAAAUUAAUUAAAUUGGGCCAAGAGAAUCUACAUUAGAAAUAGUUAAUUACUAGAUAAAGUAUAGUUUGAGCGCUUAUACCGAAACAAAUCAAAAACUCUGGACUUACAAACACACUGUCCAUCCUUGACAAUGUGAUAAUGAACUGUUUUCUUGGACUGCUAAUAUCGUUCCGGUGAAGUUACUGCCACAGUGCUGCUGGGUAGCAAUCAGAGAUCUAAAAUACUGACAGCUGAAAUAAAAGAAUGUCUCACACUAUAUCCUCAAAGUGUAGGUGCUGUCAAAAUUGUGAAGAACAAUAGAAUUCUAAUUUUAAACCCGAGGCUUGCUUACAGUGAGACUGCUAUUGUGCCAAAUUGAGCAACAAGCUGCAGCAGUAAUUGCAUUUUCUCUGCAGUGGGUUCUUAAGAAUAGGGACUUUUGUAACUUACUCCCCUCAUGAAAAAAAUAACUGUAGAAAUUUCCCUUUCAUUGCUUCCAAUCUGAAUAAACUUUGUUGUUGUGCUUUAAACACAUGUAAUAACCUACUGUUCAUGCGUAGGUGCUCCUAAAGGCUUGACAUUUAAUUCAGUGAAAGAAGUACUUCUUUCCGUAAGAGGAGUGAAAGCUGUCCACAAUCUCCAACUCUGGGCUUUGACAUUGAACCAGCCACUGCUAUCUGUCCAUAUUGCCAUAGAGGAGAAUGCAGAUGCUCAAACUGUGCUUAAGGAAACCACUGAAAUCCUUCGAAGCAAGUUCUCCUUCCACACUACAACAAUUCAAGUUGAAAAGUUCACAGAGGACAUGUUAGACUGCAGCCAGUGCCAAGAUCCAAAAGACUGAGAUUGUCAAAAACCAAGAUCCCAGGAGGUGCCAUUUGUUGUUGUGUUGUACAUUUGUCUAUGUAUUUUACAUGAUUUCCAAAAAUCUAGCACAGCUUCCACGGCCAUUGAACUUACACCAUUUGGGUAUAGGAGCUCAAUGCUUUUCUGCAAAGCAAAAAUUCUAUGGGAAUGUAUCAAAAAUAGGCCAAAUUAUUCUUGAUUGAGUAGUUACUUCCCCAGUCAGAAACCAAAGUAGUUUAGUUUUAAUAUUUUGGGUGGAGGGCAAUACAGAAUUAAGUGGAGUUCAAUAAUUAUUGGUCUGAAUUUUCCUGAAAAUCACUGGGAGCUCUAUGUGCAACUGCAGGUGUUUUAUUCCAUCAGUGUCAAGAAACUGUAAACACGGUUUACAACCCUGUGUGCACAGAUCGGUCUUAGAUCCUCGCACCCCACCCCACCACGUGAUGUUCAUCAGCAAUUUCCCAAAGGAGCUCUGAAGUUGGGCUGAUCAAAGAAUCCAGAGGCAGAGAGCCAAUUUUCUGAAAUUUUCCAGCAAGUUGUAGAAGACAUUGGUGGUGCUACACUUGUUAUUCUGUGUUCAGUUUUUGUCACUCACCUACAGGAAGGAUGUUAUUAAGCUGGAAAGUGUGCAGAGAAAAUGUAUGUGGAUGUUGCCAGGACUUGAGGGACUGAGCUAUACGGAGAGGUUUGGCAGGGUAGGACUAUAUUCUGUGGAGUGCAGGUUGCUGAGGGGCGAUCUUAUAGGGGAAUAGAUAAUCUGAACUUUUUUACACAGGGUAGGGGAAUCAAAAACAAGAGGAUAUAAGAUGCGAUUUAAUAUGUACCUGAGGGGCAACCUUUUCACUCAGAGGGUGAUGGGUAUAUGGAACAAGCUAUUAGAGGAAGUAGUUGAGGCAGAUAUUAUAAUAUAAUUUAAAAGGCACUUGGACUGGUGGAUGAAUAUAAAAGGUUGAGAAGGAUAUGGGCCAAAUGUGGUCAAAUGGGACUAGCUUAGAUGGAGCAUCUUGGUUAGCAUGGACAAGUUGGGCUGAAUAGCUGCAUGACUCUGUAAGCCGCCCCCAGACCUAUGCCAAUUCACUGACUCCAUAAAUUUCAAAGGAGAUAUAGCUAUGACCGAGAAAGUACAUCUCAUGCACUUUAUAUCUUUUGAACUAAUUGGGAUGUGACUAAUUUUUAAAUAGUUUUAAAGUGAAAUGCAUAUGAGCAACACAGCCAUCUUUUUAUUUAAGAGCCAGUGAAGUCUGGGGACAAGGCUUAACCACCUUUCGAUGCAUUUCUGUGAAACAACAUGUGCAGCCUUGCUACAUGAAGUCAUUUGCAACCAUCCAGCCUUGUGCUACACUUGGCUUUGUUUAGCAGGUGGAGCAAGCUUCAUCUGGAAGUUGCUGCUUCAAGAUCUGUUCACAGUAAACACUGGCAGAAUACAGGAAUGGAGCAACUAGCUGCUGCUGCCAGGAAAUUCCAGGCCACAGUUUAUUGUGCACAACUUAAGGAAUCCUGGAGUUAAAAUGUAACAACUGGUUACCUGAACAAAAUCAGCAUAUUCAAGACAAAGGGAUUUCUUGAUUUAUUCAUGAUUCACCCAGAGAGAUGUGAAUCUGUGGAAUUCUCUGCCACAGAAGGCAGUGGAGACCAAUUCACUGGAUAUAUUCAAGAGAGAGUUGGAUUUAGCUCUUAGGGCUAACAGAAUCAAGAGAUAUGGGUAGAAAGCAGGAAUGGGGUACUGAUUUUGGAUGAUCAGCCAUGAUCGUAUUGUAUGGUGGUGCUGGCUCGAAGGGCGAAUGGCAAACCCCUGCACUUAUUUCCUGUUUCUAUGAUUUGAUUUCCAUCUUUGCUAGAUUCAUCUAUUUUUUUUAGUGACAAAGUAUCUUAUUCGAUUUGUUCAUCUUAAAAGUGUACAUCGUA